UCUCCAAAAGGUCCCCGCAGUCUCUGGUCAUCCCCUGUACUGUGUCCGCAGUCUCUGGUCAUCCCCUGUACUGUGUCCGCAGUCUCUGGUCAUCUCCUGUACUAUGUCUGCAGUCUCUGGUCAUCUCCUGUACUAUGCCUGCAGUCUCUGGUCAUCUCCUGUACUAUGUCUCUGAUCAUCUCCUGUUCAGAAUAUUUUUUUUCUUGUUUUCCUCCUCUAAAAUCUAGGUGCAUCUUAUGGUCAGGUGCGUCUUAUGGAGCGAAAAAUACGGCAAUAUUAUUUUAUGGGACAAAUAGAUCUUUCUUGUGGUGGUGUUGAAAGUAGAACCAAAGGUAUUUUUCUAUUUUGGAUAUAGUAAGGAAGGGUUAUCACCCUGU
Molecule: messenger RNA, 377 nt
Organism: Staurois parvus
Lineage: Eukaryota; Metazoa; Chordata; Amphibia; Anura; Ranidae
Source: the annotation of a GenBank genome assembly